Molecule: messenger RNA, 447 nt
Organism: Blastocystis hominis
Lineage: Eukaryota; Bigyra; Opalinata; Blastocystidae
Exons: 4
Coding region: 1-402 (133 amino acids)
Source: RefSeq, a predicted model, not a curated record
AUGAGUACGCGACGAGGAGGUGUUACCAGUCGGACACCUGCUCAUCAAAACAAGUUUUCCUUCCGACACAAUAAGAACUCCAAAAAGACCGAAAAGAUCGCUGCCAUGCCUAUUUAUCUCGUUUGUGAGAGGUGUAGGAAGAAAAUCGAGUGGAAGAAGAAAUACAGGAAGUAUAAGCCGUUAACCGCUCCUGGGAAGUGCGUCAAGUGCGGAAACCGGAAUGUGAAGGCAGCGUACCAUCAGAUCUGCGACGAGUGUGCUCGCGCAAAUCAUAUCUGUGCGAUGUGUCUGCAGGCGUGGAACGAACCUAUCCCCGAACCGAAGGAGACUUCAAGCUGUUGUUCCAGUUGCUGUUCGUCGGAUGAAGAUUAUUCUGACUUUGACCUCGACGAUUUUGAGUAAACUGUUUAUUUAGGACUUGAAUGCGUAUAAUAGAAUGAAAAUAGU